GAAUUCAAAUGCGAACUCGUUCUCCUCGUGUAGGCUUCGCACGGUGGUUUUCAAAGACAGAUGCACCGCUAGGUGGGGAUAGAAGGUAAAGCGACUUUGAAAUUGAUUGUUGCGCUGGAAAGCACGGCACACGUGAAACUGGAGCCCAGCGGCAGGUUUGCAGGACUCUCGCUGGAUCUGAAGAACUAGAAGAAAAGUAUCGUGCGGCUCAAGCACACAUCCUGACGGGUCAAGCAAAGGUCAAUACUUUUGAAAUUAAAGCGGAUUAUCAUCCUACCAACAUGGGCGAAGAACACUGACAUUUAAAGAGGUGUCGAGCUGGUAACACCCACCACGCUUCCCAGGCUCAGUCAUCAGGGGUUCAGUCUCUUCAAGAGGAACCUGCUCCAAAUCACCAACACAAUCCCAGUCGAGGCAAAGCGUGGGUCGCAAAGAGGGACCAUGAGAUCCGGAUAGUUUUUCCUUGCAGUGUUUGCCAUGCCAGACACGAACAUCCCAGAAUUCGGAAAGGUUGUUCUGACUUCGGGAAGUCUGUGAGGGGUAAAUUGCAUUAGUUAGUCAGAGGGUUCAAGUGGAAGCAAAUAUUUAUAAUUUACCUAAGGUAAACGUGUCGGAGUUUUAUUUAAGCAUAUUCGUAAAAGUGCAUUUGGCAAUACUGCUUAAAAACUAAAAGUGGCUGAAAAAGAAGCGAUCAGAAACUCUUCACAGGACAUGCUCUAUCAUCUCAACGGAUUACCGACAGCUCAGUCCUCUUAAACCGGAUGCACAAAAGGAAUUAAAUCACUCAAAUUGCUUCCUCGUUGGAUAAGAUCACAAUUUGCACUUAACAUCAACAGAAGCGUCAUAUGCUGAUGGCUCAACGGUACGAAGACCUUGCCCACUAUGGUGGCGGUAUGGAUGGAGUUGGGGUUCCGACGUCGAUGUACGGGGACCCGCACGCACCUCGGCCCCUGCCGCAGGUUCACCAUUUGAACCACGGGCCACCGCCACAUGCCAACCAGCACUACGGGGCCCACGCACCGCACAGCAUCAUGCCCAGCAGCAUGGGCUCGGCUGUCAACGACGCACUUAAAAGAGACAAGGACCAAAUUUAUGGGCAUCCGUUAUUUCCGCUUCUGGCGCUGGUGUUUGAGAAGUGCGAGCUGGCCACAUGCACACCGAGAGAGCCCGGAGUCGCUGGAGGAGAUGUGUGCUCAUCCGAUUCAUUUAACGAGGACAUCGCUGUGUUUGCCAAACAGAUUCGGGCAGAGAAGCCGUUAUUUUCUUCUAAUCCAGAGUUGGACAAUUUGAUGAUUCAGUCAAUACAAGUAUUACGAUUCCAUCUUUUAGAACUCGAAAAGGUGCAUGAACUUUGCGACAACUUCUGCCAUCGGUAUAUUAGCUGUUUGAAGGGCAAAAUGCCCAUUGACCUGGUCAUUGAUGAACGGGAUGGAUGCAAGUCCGACUUCGACGACCUCUCAGGAUCCUCGACAAAUCUCGCAGAUCACAAUCCAGCAUCCUGGAGAGACAUGGACGACGCUCACUCUACUCCCUCAGUCGGCACCCCAGGACCCUCCAGCGGGGGACAUGCCUCUCAGAGCGGAGACAACAGCAGCGAACUAGGAGAUGGCUUGGAUAACAGCUUGGCAUCUCCGGGAACUGGGGACGAGGACGACCAAGACAAGAAACGGCAGAAGAAGAGAGGAAUCUUCCCCAAAGUGGCCACCAACAUCAUGCGGGCGUGGCUCUUCCAGCACCUCACGCACCCCUACCCGUCGGAAGAGCAGAAGAAGCAGCUAGCGCAGGACACAGGCCUCACCAUCUUACAAGUGAAUAACUGGUUUAUCAAUGCUCGAAGAAGAAUCGUGCAACCCAUGAUUGAUCAGUCCAACAGAGCAGGUAAAGUGAUGGUUUAUUUUCUACCAUCUUUACUAUCAAUGUGUGCAUAUAUCACAUAUGUAUUGUUUUUUGUAUGUUUAGUAAGUCAAGGAACCGCUUAUAGCCCCGACGGUCAGCCUAUGGGUGGCUUUGUGCUCGAUGGCCAACAACACAUGGGUCUUCGGCCUGGCGGUCCCAUGGGAGGAAUGGGUAUGAACAUGGGUAUGGAUGGACAGUGGCACUACAUGUAAACGCCUCCCCGCUUCCCAAAACCAUAAACGUUUUGAUGGUGGCCUCAGGAAUAGUCCCAGUGCUGGCCAGAGGCAUGAGGAGUCACAUCUCAUUCAUCCUCACCUGAUCACGCCCCUGUCCGGUCACCUCCUGUCUUCACGAGACCUCCCGGACCCCUCAUCAUCUGGCCAUCAUAUCUCCAGCCAAAGGACUGUCUGCAGGAGCACCAACAUUACAACAACAGACUUGAAGCAUUUGUGCCAAAAGAGAGACUUCUGAAAAGACAAUUGGAGAUCUUUUCUUUUUAAAUUAUUUAUUUAUUCUUGUUAUACCGUCAAGAAGCACGGGGACCACACCAUUUGUGCACUUUUGCUCAACCAUAGAGUGGCCGCCCCAGACGCAGAUAAUUCCAUACCUCCUCACCCACAAGUGCACACGCUCAUAUUAAACGCAUUUACCGGUGGAAUAUAGUAAAAGAUGCUAAAUGCCCCCAAGAACUGAAAUGUGAGUGUAUGAUGAGUUUUUUUUUUUUUCUUUGGGAAAUGUUCUAUGUUUGGGUUUGUGUCAUCGGCUAGUUUUUAGACCUUUGCAUUUAUGAUUCUACAAAGCUUGAAGGAAAUGAAACCACUUGGUGGGAUCAUUAUGGCACACAUCUGACACAAAAUCCAGUAUUUGAAACCACAGAGUCUUCCCCACAUAAGAUGUUUUGAAAAGCAUCUUUGAGGAAAUGAGUUGUGCGUUUAUUUGUCGAAUUGGAGAGCAACAGUGCUCUUGUAAGGCUAAAUAUGCCUGGAGGAGUUUUUAAAACCACUAGAGAUGUUCCAUUGUACAUAAUUAUGUAAAUGUUAUUUGUAAAACACAUCAAUGUCAAUAGGCAUUCAGUCGAGAUCCUUUAAAAAUGGAGAUGGGAUAUUGUUGUACAUUUUGGUCCGUUCUCACUCUUGCUUUUCUCUAUGGAAGAAGUCGAUUAUAUGUUUGUUGAUGUACUGAUAAGUUUGAUCGAUCCUCCCGCUCUGUCCAUUUUUUCCUUUUAGGAGUCUUUUAAAGCAGUACAGUAUUUCUACACAGUCAAAAGUCGAAUUCUUGUAAUAAAUGCUUCAUUUUCA
Molecule: messenger RNA, 3194 nt
Organism: Labeo rohita (rohu)
Lineage: Eukaryota; Metazoa; Chordata; Actinopteri; Cypriniformes; Cyprinidae
Gene: meis2b
Product: Meis homeobox 2b
Exons: 13
Coding region: 846-2108 (420 amino acids)
Biological process (GO): positive regulation of transcription by RNA polymerase II; embryonic pattern specification; brain development
Molecular function (GO): DNA-binding transcription activator activity, RNA polymerase II-specific; RNA polymerase II cis-regulatory region sequence-specific DNA binding
Source: RefSeq, a predicted model, not a curated record